AGGUCUGACUUCGUCCCCAAGGCUUGUGGGGCUCCUUCUCUCCCCUAUGCCAAACCCAAACCCAUUCAUUACCCCAGCGAUGCUAUCAGACUAACUUAGAAAAUGCCAAGUAGAAAAUUCGCAGAUGGUGAGGUGGUAAGAGGACGCUGGCCUGGGAGUUCACUUUAUUAUGAAGUAGAAAUUCUAAGCCAUGACAGCAAGUCCCAGCUUUACACCGUAAAAUACAAAGAUGGAACCGAACUUGAAUUGAAAGAGAGUGACAUGAAGCCUUUAACUUCCUUUCGGCAAAGGAAAAGUGGCUCAACUUCCAGUUCUCCUUCCAGACGCCGGGGCAGUCGGUCAAGGUCACGCUCCCGAUCCCCUGGUCGGCCACCUAAAAGUUCCCGAAGAUCUGCCUCUGCUUCUCACCAGGCCAACGUUAAGGAAGCAAGGAGGGACAUUUUGGAAAUUAAAUUGACUCCAUUGUCAUUGAAGUCAUUUGGAAAUAGCAUCAGCAGAUACAAUGGGGAGCCUGAGCACAUCGAGAGGAAUGACAUACCUCACAAAAACAAGCAGGACAAAUUCCACCUGUCAGAAGAAAGUUAUAUAGCUACGCAGUUUAGUCUUCGUCCAAGAAGAGAAGAGGUCAAGUUAAAAGAAAUUGAUUCUAAGGAAGAAAAACUUGUUACAAAAGAACCUGCAUCGUCGAGAACCUUCGAAGCGACCACCACACAGAGGAAGGACUUGGAGUUUGGAGGAGUACCUGGUGUGUUCCUCAUUAUGCUUGGUCUGCCUGUCUUCCUCUUCCUGUUGCUGUUGAUGUGUAAGCAGAAAGAUCCCAGUCUUCUGAAUUUCCCUCCUCCUCUGCCAGCUUUGUAUGACUUAUGGGAAACCAGAGUGUUUGGGGUCUACCUCCUCUGGUUUUUUACUCAAGCUCUGUUCUACCUCCUGCCAAUUGGGAAGGUUGUAGAAGGAACACCUCUCAUUGAUGGAAGAAGACUCAAAUAUAGAUUAAAUGGAUUCUAUGCCUUCGUCCUGACAUCUGCAGUUGUCGGAGCAUCUCUCUUCUGGGGCGUGGAGCUUUCUUACGUGUACAGUCACUUCCUGCAGUUUGCACUCGCCGCCACUGUUUUCUCUGUGGUUUUGAGUGUUUAUCUCUACGCACGCUCUCUGAAGGCGCCCAGGGAUGAACUCUCACCCGCCAGUUCUGGAAAUGCUGUCUAUGAUUUCUUCAUUGGCCGUGAAUUAAAUCCUCGAAUUGGUACUUUUGAUCUCAAAUACUUUUGUGAGUUGCGCCCUGGAUUGAUUGGAUGGGUGCUCAUUAACUUGGUGCUACUUUUGGCUGAGAUGAAAUCACAGCACCGCACUGCUCCAUCCUUGGCAAUGGUCUUGGUUAACAGUUUCCAGCUCCUGUAUGUGGUGGACGGUCUCUGGAAUGAGGAAGCAGUGCUGACCACCAUGGACAUCAUCCACGAUGGAUUUGGGUUCAUGCUGGCUUUCGGAGAUUUAGUGUGGGUCCCAUUUACCUACAGCUUCCAAGCCUUUUACUUAGUCAGUCAUCCAAAUGAAGUGUCUUGGCCAGUGGCUUCACUAAUUAUUGCCCUGAAGCUUUGUGGAUAUGUAAUCUUCCGAUGUGCAAAUUCUCAGAAAAAUGCAUUCCGGAAAAAUCCCACAGACCCAAAGCUUGCACAUCUAAAAACCAUUCAUACUUCAACGGGAAAAAGCCUUCUAGUGUCUGGAUGGUGGGGCUUUGUCCGCCACCCGAAUUACUUGGGUGAUCUCAUCAUGGCCCUGGCAUGGUCCCUCCCUUGUGGUUUCAAUCACAUUCUGCCUUAUUUCUAUGUGAUUUAUUUCACCAUAUUGCUUGUCCACCGAGAAGCUCGUGAUGAGCAUCACUGUAAGAAGAAAUACGGCCUGGCCUGGGAGAAGUACUGCCAGCGGGUGCCCUAUCGUAUAUUCCCUUACAUUUACUAAUCCUCUUCCGGCGUGUGCUUAAAAUGCUCUCGUGAUUCUGGCUUCGACUUGUCAAAAAAAAAGAAAAAAAAAAAAACCCAAAAUGAACUUUCUUUUGUUGCACUGACAGGAUCUGUAAGUUUUGUUUUUCCUUUUGAGUCAGGACUAUAGAUCUUUUAAUAGAGCCGUGUUUGUUUUUAUUAAAUUAUGACAACAUAAGGAAAAAUAAGGUUGUCAUAAUUUACAUUGUAAUAGGAAAUUUUCAGUCCUUAAAAAUCUGAAAACAGAUUUAAAAAGUCUUAUAAAAGCCCUGAAAAGAAUAUUGUUGAUGUUUAUGGUUUUUGAUUAUUUUCAAAAUUUUUUCUUUUGUUUUUUGGUCUUUUUAUAAAGGAAAACACUGUUACGUUUAAAAUACAUUUAUGUUUUAUUGCAUUAAAAAUAGAUUUCUACUUCGUUUCUCUUUAAAUCUUUUCCCAGUUACAUAUGAUUUGAAAGUAAAAACCGGUCCUAUAUUAAAUGCUAUGUGUGAAGAGUGAUGAAGAAUUAUUAGCAGACACUGUUGAAGGGGCAUCAGUAGUGGCACUUGUCUUAACCUCGACUUUUAAACCUGUGUUUGGAAAUGUAAAUACGUAGCGUACUUUUUAUGUAAUAUAUGGUGACUUCAGAAUUUUCUGUACAGUAUUUUGAAUGUGAGAUAAUUGUCAGGACUAACUAUCUUUUUGAAAAAAAACAUUUUCAGUAUUUUAAAUUAAGCUUUGUAAAAUAAUACAUGUGAAUUAAAAAAUUUGAAACAAUUACAAUUCAUUUAAUAUUGUAUAGAAGAAGGAAGGGUAUUUUUCUUAAUCCAAAGUUUGCAAAUUUGGCUUUGCUACCUCAAUUGCAGGUGUUUGUUUGCCUUUAUAAGCUGUUGCAAAUAGAAAAAAUAUAUAUUUUUGGAAAACCAUCACUAUUUAAGCAUUCAAGCAUUUUUACACAAAUUGGUGUUUGAAAAUUUGCCAUUUCAGGCUAAUAUUUUUAUAUGUUUUUGACUUUUUUAAUUCAACAGUGUUUUUGCUACUGUUUAAGCUCAUGCAGUUUAUACUGUACUUUGUAUAUCUUUUAUAUUUACAACUUUGCUCUCUGUAAAGGAGUGCUAUCUAAAACAGCUUCUUAAGGGGUUAGUUUAAAGUCAUAUCUGUCUUUAGUUUAAUAGAUGUACAUAAGGUAACGUUAGCCAUUAAAUUUUAGUGAUGUCUAUUAGUCUCAUUGUUAAUUGGCCCAUAAAGGAGCAGUAGCAAAUUCACCAAACUUUUGUAUUCAAAGUUAAAUUGCUUUCAGCAUAUUAAACAUAGGGGAAUGUGAUAAAUAUAGUGUGUAUGUUUGGGUUUUAAUUAUAAUUACACAUUUUAUAUAUGAGCCAUUUAGAUAAUGCAGUGUUGAUUUUACACUGCAUUUUGAAGUGUAUGGAACUUAGCUUAUGUUAAUGUGAUCAUGAAGUUGGUUUGC
This is a messenger RNA of Tupaia belangeri chinensis (Chinese tree shrew), 3417 nucleotides long. It is a transcript of the gene LBR, whose product is annotated as lamin B receptor. Lineage: Eukaryota; Metazoa; Chordata; Mammalia; Scandentia; Tupaiidae. Gene Ontology annotation, cellular component: nuclear inner membrane. The transcript is spliced from 14 exons. Gene Ontology annotation, biological process: cholesterol biosynthetic process. The record is from RefSeq and is a predicted model, not a curated record. The coding region runs from base 103 to 1953 and encodes 616 amino acids. Gene Ontology annotation, molecular function: Delta14-sterol reductase activity.